AUGACUCAAAAAAGUGUCCAAAGGCGCAAUCAAGUUUCCCUUGAAAAAUGGUCUAAUUUGGAGCUUAUGCUUCAAAAAGAAAUUUUAGAGCGCGGAAAAACAGAGACCAAAUACAAAGAAAGAACCACAAACAUGUCAUAUGCAAAUGUGGCAUCUAGAGCACCCAACCCAAAAGUCCCAACGCAAAUAGUGCAACAGAAAACAAAAAGCGAAUUCAUAUAUAUCAAGCCUGAAUGUGACAAAACAGACAGGAGAUCAAAUGACGAAAUAAAAGACCACGUAAAAACUGGUCUUAAAGAUAUUAAUAAACAAAUAAAAGUCAGAGGCAUACGGCAACUCCGUAAUAAAGGAGUUGUCUUAGAGGUUGAAACCAAGCGAGAUAUAGAAAUAAUUAAAAGAGCAAAUCUGAGUGCGCAAAAAUUAGUCGUGGAAGAGCCGAAAAAGCUACAACCACAAGUAAUUAUGUAUGAUGUAGAAGAAGACUGCCAGGAAGAAAACUUCCUGGAUUGUCUAAUUCUGAAAAACUUCGAACAUUUAGAAGAAGCAGAGGCAGAUCUUCUAAGAAAGGAGUGCAAAGUGGUAACCAAAUUCAAAACAAAAUUUGGUAAAAACAACUGGGUAAUCCAAUUACCCGGAAAGCACGCCAGUAGACUACUCAACGAGGGCAGAGUCUACAUGGACUGGCGUACAUACAGGCUCAGCGAGUAUGUAAAAAUUCCUCGUUGCUAUAAGUGCCAUGCAUAUGGACACAUAGCGAGAGUAUGCAGAAUCGAGAAACCUGUAUGUGAGAAUUGUGGCAGCAGUGAACACACCACAAAUGACUGCUCCAAAGACCAAGACGCAAAAUGCGUAAACUGCGUAAGAAAUAAACGCAAGGAGACAGGCCACAAGGUGACUUGGAAGUUAUGUCCUGAGUACGAGAAACAGCUUCAAAUUUACAAAAAUAAAAUUUCAUGGGAUUAA
This is a messenger RNA of Ctenocephalides felis (cat flea), 963 nucleotides long. RefSeq lists its product as uncharacterized. The transcript has a single exon. Gene Ontology annotation, molecular function: nucleic acid binding; zinc ion binding. The coding region runs from base 1 to 963 and encodes 320 amino acids. Lineage: Eukaryota; Metazoa; Arthropoda; Insecta; Siphonaptera; Pulicidae. The record is from RefSeq and is a predicted model, not a curated record.